Messenger RNA from Bacillus rossius redtenbacheri, 1912 nucleotides. RefSeq names its product E3 ubiquitin-protein ligase CCNB1IP1-like. The record is from RefSeq and is a predicted model, not a curated record. Gene Ontology annotation, biological process: reciprocal meiotic recombination. Gene Ontology annotation, molecular function: ubiquitin protein ligase activity. Lineage: Eukaryota; Metazoa; Arthropoda; Insecta; Phasmatodea; Bacillidae. Bases 933 to 1577 code for a protein of 214 amino acids. Gene Ontology annotation, cellular component: synaptonemal complex. The transcript has 5 exons.
UGACCUCAAACAUGAUGUAAGUAUGGUGUACAAAAUCCAAAAAACUAUGACUGCCUUUUUGAAAGAGAACCACCCACACAUUAAAGAGAUUCAUUACUUUAGUGAUGGGUGUGCAGCAGAAUAUAAAAAUAAAUACAACUUCGUAAACCUGUGUCUACAUGAGAGAGAUUUUUUACCGAGAGCUCAGUGGUCUUUUUUUGCGACCAGCCAUGGCAAAACGGAAUGUGACAGAAUAGGGCUUACUGUAAAACGCAUAGCUCGGAGGGAAAGUCUUAAACGACCUCUGGAAAAACAACUUAUAACAGUGGCUGAACUGUUUGACUUCUGCAAGACCAGAAUUGAAAAUAUCAGUUUCCAUUUGAUUACUAAAGAAGCAGUUAAAUUGACUCGUCUUGCUAUGGAAAGUCGCUUCAAAGAUGUUCAAACUCUUCCAGGGACAAGAUCAUUUUACAACUUUCAGCCACAAAAUGAUUCACAAACAAUUGAGGCUUGAAGAAUUAGCAAGGAUGAAAAAGCAGCUAUUGUUUUUAAUUUAUUUAACAUUCAGCAUAACUAUAUCGUGAAAUUAGAAGAUUUGUACCCUGGAUGUUUUAUUGCUUGUGUUUAUGACAGCUUCUGGUACUUUGGCAUGGUGAAUGAGAUAAAUGCUGAACAAAAAGAUGUCACGCUACAGUUUCUUCAUCCCCGCGGACCAUCACCAUCUUUUUUUUUGGCCCAAGAAAGAAGAUACAUGUGCUGUGCCCAUUCCUCAUAUUAUUCCUACGGUGGAACCGCCAAAAACAAUGACUGGAAGAACCUAUCAGUUUUCACAAGAAUGUAUGACAAAUAUCCAAUCAAAAUUUGACAAUCUAGAAGAAUUUUGAAGUACAAUGACCUAACAGUGUUACAACCGCAAGAACUGUAAGCCUUAAUAACAUAGGAGUAUUGCAUGUAUGGUGCUGGCUGGGAUGCGGAUCGAGACAAUUUUUGAGAUAUGCAACCGUGCCGUUUCUUUCUGGAACUACCAGAUAUCGCAGCAGUACAUGUUCCAUGCCAUGUCUGCGAAAAGAGCAAAGGAUGCAAUAGCAGAGUUGGAGACAGUGCACGAGACUGCAGUGGGGAAGUUGACAAGCAAACUGAAAAUGCUGACAAAUAGAAUGAAAGACAUGAAGGAAGAAGAAAAGAGUUUGCAGCAGCGGAUAGCAGACCUGAACCAACAGCUGUCUCUCAAAAACCAACAAGUACAAAAACUCCAGAACAAGAACACGGCGCUGAAGCAGCGCUGCGCGUCGGGCUCGAUGAGCGACUACGUGGAGGACGAGCGCCUGCACGCCUACCACCAUCACCACCACCACCGCGUGCCCAACGCUCGCCCCGACUUCCGCAUGGCGCCCAGGACACUCGUGGGCAGCGACCACGCCGACGGCUGCUCCCAGCGUGUCAACACCGAGUUCCUCAAGGCCGUACCCGCCGCUGCCAGGGGUACUGGUUUCCAUUUUGAACCAGACAUCCCCAACGCACAGUUCGACGGAACAUCGACUCUGUUUAGCGUUUCCAGAAGAUCGUCUGAUGGCUCGAAACAGAAAAGCAAGAGUUGAAGAUACCCACAUGCCCAGCUGUAGUUUUUACAAGUAAAGACUGUGACAGUUUUGUUUGCUAGCCACUGUGAAUGACAGCAGCAGCAACACCAACAACACCAACAACAACAACAACAACAACAACAACAUAUGUCUAGGCCUGCUUUGUAUCACCACAUUUUCUUUUCAUAAAUGACCAUAUUGUAUACUUAUUAAAUUAUUAACUUUAUUUCUUCCUUUCACUCUGUAAAGCAUUCAAGUGAUGGGUGAUCACAAUCAGAACUGUCAAGCAUUUGAAAAAUAACAAUGCCUCAACAGAAGUACACGUAUAUUGUCUUGUAAAUAAAAAUUCAAAA